AUGCACCUCCCCACCGCAACGCACACCUUCACUAUUCCGUCCCUCCAUGAUGGACUCAGGCUCGACUGCCGGAUCUACCAUCCACAAGGACAGUUGAAUCCCAGCAGUCCGUCAUGUCAGCGGAUACGAGGUGCGAUCGUUGCACAUCCGUACGCCCCUCUCGGAGGAUGCUACGACGAUCCGGUCGUGGCUUUUGUUGCAGGGGAGCUUCUCCGAGCUGGGUUCGUGGUGGGCACCUUCAACUUCCGUGGCGCCGGUGGCUCUGAAGGGCGGACAAGCUGGACCGGCAGGCCUGAACUGGCCGAUUACGCUUCUUUCUACGAAUUCAUGCUGCUCUAUCUGCAUCGCUUGAGAGACACACGCUCUACUUCAUCGCAGAAUGGCGGAAAUAAGCUUGAAGCGGUGCAGCUCGUAUUAGGCGGCUACUCAUAUGGGUCAAUGAUUGCAUCGUCUCUGCCGCACCUAGAUCUGAUUGCGGAUGUUGUCAGGCAAAGUAACCAUGGUACUCCCAUGCAUGAGAUCUACCAAAUCGCUCGAGAUCUUGUUUACUGUUCAGAGGAAGACAAGGACAUUCUCGAACAACAGAAAUACACGCCUCAGGAGAUGAAAAAAGUCGCGGGCACCAUUGAGAGAACAAGGGUCGCCUAUUUACUUAUCUCACCCAUCUUGCCCCCAAUCAACCGGUUUCUGACAUUAUUUGCCAAGCUGUCGCUUGACAUCGGACCGUUUGAGUCGUCUCAGAGGCAGUCGAUUCCUUGUCCGCAGCCAGCAGACCAGGUGUGCGCGCAUGAAACACUUGCUCUCUAUGGAAACCAGGAUACGUUCACAUCCGCACAUAAGUUGCAGACUUGGUCAAAAGAGCUCAGCCAGAAUCCGUCAAGUAAGUUCCAGUCGGUUGAGAUCGAUGGAGCAGGGCAUUUUUGGAUUGAGGAUGGUGUCCGAUCUCAGGCCAGAGACGCUAUCAGGAACUGGCUAUGUCGAAUUCGUUAA
This is a messenger RNA of Aspergillus fijiensis CBS 313.89, 990 nucleotides long. RefSeq lists its product as uncharacterized. The record is from RefSeq and is a predicted model, not a curated record. The transcript is spliced from 2 exons. The coding region runs from base 1 to 990 and encodes 329 amino acids. NCBI's taxonomy places the organism in Eukaryota, Fungi, Ascomycota, Eurotiomycetes, Eurotiales, Aspergillaceae.